AAUUUGCACCGAAAGCAAUAAACAAAUGAAUUUGCACCGAAAGCAAAUAAAGUUCUGUGGCCCACUCCUCGGAAACAAAUAUCGAAUGUCUAAUCUUGUUGGAAUAACAUUGUAACUUUCAAUUGGAAAAUCAAUGAAAGGUGUCUAUCCUUCCACAACACACCAAAGACUUUGAGCAACAGAACCCCGAUCAGAAGUUUCACUCUUUCUUCCCCAUAGAUUGCAUUUGUGCUUUCACCUUCUUCUGAUCACAAUCACUUCCAUACCAAAAGGAGAAACUAUGGCUGCAGAAUUGGUAGGAGGAGCAUUUCUGUCUACUUUCCUUGAGGUGUUGUUUGACAAAAUGGCAUCUCGUGAGGUUUUCAACUUCUUCAACAGCAGAGAACUCAACGAUGAACUGCUGGACAAACUGAAGAGAGCCCUGCUGUCGAUUAAGGCAGUGCUGAUUGAUGCAGAGGAAAAGCAGAUGAAAAAUCGGGCUGUGCAAAAGUGGCUCGAUGAGCUUAAAGAUGCUGUCUAUGGUGCAGAGGACCUACUGGACGAAAUUGAAUCGCUCUCUUUCUCGCGCAAGCUGAAAGAAGAACCUCAAACCAGCUGUGCAUCUCUGGUACGAAACUGUUUCUCUUUUCCUAAUCCAUUUACUAAGAGGAAGGGCCCAAAGGUGGAAGAGAUCCUUAACAGACUAGAACACCUUGCCAAACAAACUGCUAUCCUUGGCCUAAGAAAUGAUGUCAGGGAAAAACCAUCACCAAAAUUACCAACAACCUCUUUGGUUGAUGAAUCUGAUGUGUAUGGUAGGAAUGAUGACAGAGAAGCUAUAACUAAAAUGCUGCUUUCAGAUGAUGCAAGUUGCCAUGAGUUAGGAGUGAUUACUAUCGUAGGCAUGGGUGGGCUUGGAAAGACUACUCUUGCUCAGCUUGUCUACAAUGAUAGCAGAGUGAGAGAGUGGUUUGAGCUCAAAGUAUGGGUCUGUGUCACAGAAGAAUUUGAUGUGUGCAGGAUAACGAGAAGCAUCAUAGAAGGGCUCACUUCCACUCCUUGUGAUAUAAAGGACCUGAAUCUGCUUCAAAUUCAAUUAAGUGAGAGACUUAAGGGAAAGAAAUUUCUUCUUGUUUUAGAUGACGUUUGGAACAAGAAAUAUGUUGAUUGGGAAGCACUAAAACGCCCUCUUAAGUCUGCAGCAGAAGGUAGUAAGAUCAUCGUGACAACUCGUGACGAUGGUGUUGCAUCUAUUAUGAGAACAACAACAUCAAAUUAUAAUCUAAAGCAGUUAUUGGAGAAAGAUUGCUGGUCCUUAUUCACCAAGCAUGUUUGCGGCGGCAGCGGAAAUGCUACCAUUCGUCCUGACUUAGAAGCCAUGGGUAGAGAGAUUGUGAAAAAGUGCAAAGGCUUACCUUUAGCCAUAAAAACCCUUGGGGGUCUGUUACGCAUGAAAGUUGAUGCCAAGGAAUGGGAAUAUAUAUCGAAGAGUGAUAUUUGGGAAUUUUCAGAUGAUGAAAGUGAUAUUCUUCCAGCGCUAAGGUUGAGUUAUCACUAUCUUCCUUCGUAUCUAAAACCAUGCUUUGCAUUCUGUUCGCUUUUCCCCAAGGAUUAUGAAUUUAAGAAGGAAGAAUUAGUUCUAUUGUGGAUGGGAGAAGGCUUAUUAGACUACGCCAAAGGAAAUGGUAAGAUGUUGGAAGAAGUAGGUGACGACUGCUUUGACGAGCUUGCAUCAAGGUCAUUUUUUCAACGGUCAAGUGGUUAUUCAGGAACAAGGUUUGUUAUGCAUGAUCUAAUAAAUGACUUGGCUGAAUUUGUGUCAGGGAAAUUCUUUGCAAGGUUAGAGGAUGAUGGCUCUUGUGAAAUUAAUGAAAAGACUCGUCAUUUCUCUUAUCUGGUGAAAGCAUCUGAAACUUCUAAAAGAUUGGAGGCCUUGCAAAGAGCCAAGCAUUUGCGCACUUUUUUGCCUGUAAAUAGAUAUUCAUGGGGUCAGUCGUUCGGGUUUGUUAGUGACACUAUAACACAUGAUUUGCUGCCUACUUUAGGGUGUUUAAAAGUGCUAUCUUUAUCCCGUUAUGGGAAUAUCCACAUGUUGCCGAAUUCCAUUGACAAUUUGAAGCUACUACGGUAUCUUGAUCUCUCUUAUACUCCUAUCAAAGAAUUGCCUGAAUCAGUGAGUGAUCUGUUUCAUUUGCAAAUUCUAAUACUAUUGAAAUGCCAACAACUUGUUGAGUUGCCUAACAAGUUGGGAAGGUUAAUCAAUUUGCAGCAUCUUGAUCUUAGAGGCACAAAGUUGAAAGAGAUGCCAGCACAUAUGGGUAAACUAAAAAAUUUGCACAAGUUGACUACUUUUGUUGUAGGCAAACACAGUGGGUCCAGCAUCAGCGAGUUAGGGGAGCUCCAACAUCUUCGUGGAACUCUUUCCAUUUUGAAUUUACAAAAUGUUGGUUUUUCUGGAGAUGCUUUGAAGGCCGAUUUGAAGGGUAAAAAGAAACUGCAAGAAUUAGUGUUGAGUUGGAGCGAUGAAAAGGCAGAUGUACCCAACUUUGUGCCUCAGAGAGAUUUAGAACAUGAAAGAAAUGUACUUGAGCAGCUACAGCCUUCUCCAGAUCUGGAACACCUCAAAGUUUUCGGUUAUGGAGGUACACAAUUUCCAGAAUGGGUGGGAGAUCAUUCCUUUUCAAGAAUCGCAUGCUUGGAGUUAAGCAAUUGUGAGCAUUGCUUGUCCUUGCCAGCACUUGGACAUCUACGGUCUUUGAAGAACCUGUCUAUCAGAGGAUUUGCUCGAGUAAGUGCUGUAGGUUCUGAGUUCUAUGGGAAUGGUUCUAGUAUGAAGUCCUUUGAAUCACUUGAAAUACUGAGGUUUGAGAAGAUGCCGGAGUGGCAAGAAUGGUUGUGUUUGGGAGAUGAAAAUGGAACUUUCUCUAGUCUCCAAGAACUAUACAUAAUAGAUUGUCCCAAGCUGAAGGGAGAUCUGCCUAAAACACUUCCUCUUCUAAGGAAAUUUAGGAUUGAAAAUUGUGAGAUGCUUGGUAGUUCUCUCUCGAGGGCUCCUGACAUGCGUGAACUGGAAUUAGUGAAUUGUGAUAAAAUGCAGCUGCAGGAACUACCAACAGAGCUGCAAAAUUUAACAAUUAAAAAUUGCAGUGUCCAAGAUUCCACACUGGAGCUGAUGCGGCAGCACUGCUCUCGUCUUGAAGGAUUGUCUAUUGGAAGUUGUGCUGCUCUUAAGUCCCUUCCUGAAGGUCGUCUACCUGUUUCCUUAAAGAAGUUGGAGAUUGAAAACUGCGGUGAGUUUGAUUUUUCUAGAAUCCUCUUGUACACAUCUCUAGAAGAAUUGAACGUGUGGAAUGCCCUUGAUUCACUAGAAUCAUUCCCAUUAGGCUCUUUUCCUAACCUAAAUACCUUGAACUUCGUGCAUUGUACAAACAUCAAGUCGUUUUCUGCAUUAGAGGAACCUCACCAGCAUCUCGCAUCUCUCCAUUCUAUAAAUAUGUUCGACUGUCCUAAUUUUGUAUCGUUUCCCAAAGGAGGAUUAUCUGCCCCUAAUUUGACAAUGCUUUAUCUCUUCAAUUGCAAAAAUUUAAAGUCACUCCCCGAGCAAAUGCACUCCCUUCUCCCAUCCCUCCACUAUUUGAUUGUAGCGAAUUGUUCAGAGAUUGAGUCAUUUCCAGAAGGGGGCUUGCCAUUCAACUUAGAAUAUCUUGAAAUUGAUAAUUGUAAUAAACUUAUUGCUGGUCGAAUGGGAUGGGGAUUGCACAAACUCCGCUGUCUCACAUAUUUCAAAAUGAAUGGAGGAGAUAUGGAGUUCUUUCCAGAUGAGCAGCUGCUGCCACCUACUAUUACCAAUCUUCACAUUUAUGGUCUUCCAAAUCUCAAAACUUUGGACUACAAAGGUCUUCAACACCUUACCUCUAUUCGGCGAUUGGAAGUCGCUAACUGCGCAAAGCUCCAAUCCAUGCCACCAGAGGGGCUCCCUGUCUGCCUUUCUUCUCUAAGCAUUCGCUUGUGUCCAUUGCUGACAGAACGUUGCCAAAAGGAGAAAGGUAAAGAUUGGGCCAAGAUUUCCCACAUCCCAUCGAUAAAAAUUGAUGGUGAAGUCAUUAUCGCCUAAACUCAAUGUCUCAGAAAGUUCAUUUGGCUCAGCAGAUACCAUAUGGUCCCUGCAGUCUUGAACCAACGCAUUGCCACAGACAAAACAAAUUGAAGCCAUGAAGAGCUUCUCCUUCUCCUUCUCUGCCGUUUUACUGCUUCUGUUACUUUCUUUUGGCAAUCAGCACAUGAUGGGACAGAGCUGAGAGUGUGAGCAAUCAUUUCCGAAUCCAGGCUGCACACAAGAUGAAUGCAAUAAUCUUUGCAUUCAGCGUUUUUGGAGAACUGGGAAAUUUGGAGCUCCAGUUUAUGGGGUUUGCUUCAUGAGUAGAACUUGUAUCUACCGUCAAUGUUAAGGCCUCAAAGUUACAACUUGGGCUACUUUUAUCUUUGUCUGGCCUUGUUUCUGGGACAAACAAACAAAGUUAUUGAAGUUUAAUAAAGUGGAUUUCUAUUUGAAUGCA
Theobroma cacao (cacao) is the source of this 4535-nucleotide messenger RNA. Lineage: Eukaryota; Viridiplantae; Streptophyta; Magnoliopsida; Malvales; Malvaceae. The record is from RefSeq and is a predicted model, not a curated record.